AUGAUCGCCUCGUUCUUAGUGUUCCACAAGGAAUGGAACGGAGAGGAGGAGCGAGAUCUCUUACAGGGCAUCUACAAAGCGGCUCCUAGGGGCUUCCUACAGCUGCAUUACCCCUUAAACCCUGUCCCUUCCCAGGCGAGGUACCUUCAGCACAUAGCCCACUGCGUCAGCUCUUUACCCCACGGGUUUAUUGAGAGGGAAAGCAAGGACAAGAAGGGGAAGGGGAAGGGAAAAGGGGUGGCGGAGGAGGAGGGCAGCGAGUGGGGGAGCCAGGUGCUGGUUCUGUCUUCUAGAGAGGGGUGUCUGGGAGCGAGCAGCAGCCGGAUGGUGACUCUAGACUGUGUGAUUAUGCGCGGUGUGCCACAGCUGGACGCUAGAGGCGGGUGCUGCCCUGUGAUCAGAGUGUUUGGGCGCGAUCCUGGCCUGCCGGAGAACCGAGACUCGGGGCUGCUGUUUCUGAGCGCGAGGCAUGGCGUGAAUCGAGCCAAGUACUACCUGCAGAGAGAGGCGGAGGUGGUGAAGAUGGAUGUGAUGGCGGUGGUGCAGGGGGACGUGGUGAUAGAGUGCGUGCAUGUGGACAUGGAGGGCGCGGGCAGCGAGCAGAUGGUGUGGCGAGUGGCGUUCAACACGGCCCACGUGCGAUCCAACAUGCUCGUGCUCUCGCGGGACGAUCUCGAUAUUCUCUGGCACACAAGGGAGCGGUUCACGCAGGACUUCAGAGUGGAGAUCCUUCUGACGGACCGGGAGUCCAAGGUACUGCCUCCACCAGCCGCCACCUCCCUGGCGGCAGACGACUUCGGCGGUCUACCCCUCGAUUCCUUCCUCAAGCUCAAGGAGGCUUUUGAGGAUUCCAAUUGGUCGCAGGACGACAGCUCACGCGCCCUAGAAGAGAUCCGCCACACCAUCUACUCCGCAGCCAGUACCAAGAGGAGAAACCGCCGCAGUGGAGGGUUGCGGGUUCGAACCCGGGUGCCGGCAGGUGGGAAGUGGGGCCCAGGAGGGGCGGGGUUUGCAGGGGAUAUGCUAGAUGAUAGCGAUUAUGCUUCGGAUUUGGAUUCAGCUGAUACUUCUCCGACGUUUUCGAGCAUGUUGCAUUCGAGGGAUGGGAGCCCGUCGCCAUCUCGGCCGUUUGGGAGUGGUUUAGGGUUUGGGAUGUUUGGGUUUCCGGGCGGGAAGGUGCGGAGGAAGGUUGGGUCGGAGAUGGUGUUGCCGCCUGGGUUGUUGUUUGCGGAGCAGACUUAUACGGAGGAGGAGGGGCUGACGAGGAGAGAGAGGGCGAGUGCGGGGGAUUUGAAGAUGCUUUGGUUGGAUUUAGCGAAUGGGCCGUCGUUGUAUUGGAACGAGUGGGAUCCGGAGCUGAAUCCUGUUCUGGGGAAGCUUUUAAGGAGGAUGUCGAAACGGGUGCCGGGGUUUAAGUUGCCCGAGAUGGGGUUGCUGGGGCAGAAGGGGCUGGAGAAGGGGGAGGAGGAGAAGAAGGAAGAGGAGAAGCUGGAGAAGGAGGAAGAGAAGGAGGAGGAGAAGGAAGAGGAGGAGGAGAAAAAGGAAGAGAAGAAGGAGGAGAAGGAGGAGGAGAAGGAAGAGGAGGAUGAGGAGGAAGAGGCGGCUGCUGCAGCUGCUGCUGCUGCUGAGGCUGCAGCAGAGAGGAAGAAACAGGAGAAGCUGAGGAAGGCUGAAGAGAGGCGGAAAGAGGCUGAGAGGAGGAGGUUGGAGGAAGAGGAAGAGGAGAGGAGGGAGGAGGAGAGGUGGAGGGAGGAGCAGAGAAGGAGGCAGGAGGAGAGGGCAGCUAGAAAGGCAGCAUUAGCUGCAAAGAUGGCUGAGCCAGACCCACCCAGUCCCAAAGUAGCCCCCCCUCCCCCGCCUCCUCCCCCAGGAGGGGGACCUCCCCCGCCUCCUCCGCCUCCCCCUCCCCCACCCCCUCCCCCAGGCGGAGGCGCUCCUCCCCCUCCCCCUCCACCCCCUCCCCCACCCCCUCCCCCAGGUGGGGGUCCUCCCCCGCCCCCUCCCCCGCCUCCUCCCCCACCCCCUCCCCCAGGAGGGGGUCCUCCCCCGCCCCCUCCCCCGCCUCCUCCCCCGCCCCCUCCUCCAGGGGGUGCCCCUCCUCCUCCUCCCCCUCCUCCCCUUCCGCCAGGGGGGCGGGCCCCCCCGCCUCCUCCGCCCCCUCCACCUCCUCCCCCAGGCGGGGGCCCUCCCCCGCCUCCCCCUCCCCCUGGCGGGCCCAGAGGACCUCCCCCUCCCCCUCCCCCUCCUGGCGGGCCCAGAGGCCCCCCACCCCCUCCCCCUCCCCCUGGGGGGGGAAAGGGUCCCCCCCCGCCCCCCCCUCCCCCAGGGGGCAAGGGCGGACCACCUCCCCCUCCCCCGCCCCCAGGGGGAAAAGGCCCUCCAGGCCCUCCCCCUCCCCCCGGAUUGAAGGGCCCCCCUCCUCCCCCCGGGUUCAAGGGGAAGGGUCCCCCUCCCCCCCCCGGGUUCAAGGGGAAGGGUCCCCCGGGGCCCCCUCCCCCCGGGGGGUUCAAGGGGGGUUUUGCAGCUGCUGCGCCCCCCCCCAAGAAGAAGACCCCCCUGAAGGCGUUUUUCUGGGGGAAGGUGACACGAGUGGUGGAGGGGAACAUGUGGGCGGAGGUGCAGAAGGAGGAGCAGGUCGCUGCUACCCCCAAGCUGGACCUGGAGGCGCUAUACCCAGAGCUGGAGGAUCUGUUUUCUGCCGCCCCUCCCCCCAAGAAGAAAGACACCGGGCCCAAGAAGGAGGCCAAGCCGCAAGCACUCUCUCUUAUUGAUAUGAAGCGAGCCAACAAUUGUAUGAUUAUGCUUUCCAACAUGAAGCACCUCAAAUACAAUGAGAUUGUGGACGCCAUUCUAGCGCUGGACAGCAAGGUGCUGGACGCGGAGAAGGUGGAUGCUCUGCUCAAGUUCUGCCCCGCCAAGGAAGAAGCGGAGAUGCUCAAGGGCUGUGGCAUGCCGCCGGAGAAGCUGGGCAAGUGCGAGCAGUUCUUCCUGGAGAUGCUGCGAGCGCCGCGUAUCGAAGCCAAGUUGAAGAUCUUUGAGUUCAAGCUGUCGUACGACCAGCAGGUCAAGGACGUGCAGCGCAAUCUGGAUCUGGUCCACAAUGCGUGUAAGGAGGUGCGGGAUUCCAAGAGGCUGAGGCGCAUCAUGCAGACCAUUCUGUCACUGGGGAACGCGCUCAACCAGGGCACCGCCAGGGGCUCUGCCGUGGGGUUCAAGCUGGACAGUCUGCUGAAGCUCACCGACACCAAGACGCGCAACAACAAGAUGACCCUCAUGCACUAUCUGGCCAAGGUGCUCACGGAGAAGCUGCCUGAGCUCGCCUUGUUCUGGGAGGAGCUGCCGUCCCUUGAAGAUGCCCACAAGAUCCAAGUGAAGCAGCUGGGAGAGGAGAUGGGCCAGCUCAACAGCGGCACCACCAAGCUGGAGCGCGAAAUGGUGGCGUCAGAGAAGGACGGGCCCGUGUCUGAGAACUUCCGAACGGCCCUGAAAGAGUUCGCAGAGGAAGCCACGUCAGGAUCCAAGAGGCUGGCUGCACUCUAUGCUGACGUGACCAAGGCAACAGAUGGGCUCUCAAGAUACUUUGGAGAAGACCCCGCCAAGUGCCCUUUUGAACAAGUUGCCACCGUGCUGCACAAUUUCGUGCAGUCUUUCAAGAAGUCUCAAGACGAGAACAUAAAGAAUGCUGAGGCGGAGAUCAAGCGAAUCGAGAAGGAGAAGAAGAAAGAAGCGGAGGAGAAAAAGAAGAAGGAACUGGAGGAGAAGAAAGCGGCUGAAAGAGCGGCGAAAGCAGCAAAGGAGAAAGCAGCACAGGAGGCGAAAGAAGCGAAGGAGAAGGAAGGGGGAGGGGGGGGAGGGGAGGAGAAAGCGGAGGGGGGAGAGGAUGGGAAGAAGGACGGGGAGAAGGAUGGGGAGAAGGAAGGAGAGGGGAAGAAGGAGGAGGGGAAAAAGGGGCCGGUUAACAUGCUUGCUGCGAUUAAGAAACGCCAUGUGGCGAAUGAUAAUGAUGAUGAUGACGAUGAGAAGAAAGAUGAGAAGAAGGAUGAGAAGAAGGAUGAGAAGAAGGAUGAGAAGAAGGAUGAGAAGAAGGAUGAGAAGAAGGACGGUGGAGAUGCAAAGAAGGAUGAAAAGAAGGGUGGUGAGGGGAAGGAGGAAGCAGGGAAGGAAUCGGAGGUGAGUGAGGUGGAAUCAAGUAGUGAUGACGAUGAUAGUGACAGUGAGGAGGACGAGGAGGAGGGAGCAGGAGACAAGCCAGCAGAAGGGGCAGCAGCAGCAGGGGCGGCAGCAGGUGGUGCAAAGGAAGAAGCAGCAGCAGGGGCAGCAGCAGGGGAGGAUGGGGCGAAGGAGGGUGGAAAGAAGAAAGUGGUAAAGAAGGUGGUGAAGAAAGUAGUGAAGAAAAAGAAGGCUGCGGAAGGGGAGGGGGCGGCUGAAGGGGAGGCGGGGGAGGGGAAGAAAAAGAAGGUGGUGAAGAAAAAAGUGGUGAAGAAGAAGGAUGGGGCUGCGGGGGAGGGCGCGGAUGGGGCAGAGGGAGGCGGGGAGAAAAAGACAGUUAAGAAGAAAGUUGUCAAGAAAAAGGCAGCAGCCGAUGCGACUGCUUGA
Closterium sp. Naga37s-1 is the source of this 4596-nucleotide messenger RNA. The record is from the annotation of a GenBank genome assembly. NCBI's taxonomy places the organism in Eukaryota, Viridiplantae, Streptophyta, Zygnematophyceae, Desmidiales, Closteriaceae.